UAAAAAAAUUAAUAUGACAUUACCACUAGUAUUCGUCUCCCUUCCCCACUGAACUUGCUGAUACACGCUGCGCUGGUAUAUACACCCACGGUACGACCAAACCCCCUGAAAUUGCAGAGCCAUCAUUCUCAGGUACGGUCGAAAGACUCAAUUUUGGCCUCCAUUAGAACUCGAACAGCAUAUAAGGAGGAGAUACGAAGUGCUGGUCUUCAGGGGAGGUGGAUUGUAGAACCGCAGAGUGAGAGACUAUUCUCGCUGUAUGUCAGAGGAGAGUUAUUGCUGUCAAUCUCGCAGUGAUAAUUACUACGGCGGAUACAUCGAGCUAGCGAACCCGUCGCAAUGGCCUCAACUGCGGAAAAAGCGACGCCUGCUCUGUCAAAUGCUUCCACCGUUGCUGUUGCGGGCAACGGCGUUUUUCACGAAUACGCCGCCAGCGGUGAUCGCGGUAUCGGUCGCCUGAAAUCCACCAGAACCGCCAGCCCUCCACCACUGGAGACAGUGACCGACUCCCCUGAUCAACCUCCUACGCUGAAUUUGCCUUCUAUAACAGGCUUACCAACAACGGUGAGGACGCAUACCCCCCAUCCUUUGGAACCAUUAUCAGCUGCUGAGAUCUUAGUGGCUGUAGCAACUGUUAGGGCAGCUGGUGCUACUCCUGAGGUGAGAGAUAGUAUGCGGUUUGUUGAAGUAGCCUUAAUGGAGCCUGAUAAGAAUGUGGUUGCAUUAGCAGAUGCUUACUUUUUUCCUCCUUUUCAACUAUCAUUACUACCGAGAAAGAAAAAGGGUCCUGUCAUUCCCACUAAACUUCCACCUAGACAAGCGAGACUUGUUGUCUACAAUAAGAAAUCAAAUGAAACCAGCAUCUGGAUUGUUGAGCUUUCAGAGGUUCACGCUGUAACUCGUGGUGGCCACCAUCGGGGGAAAGUAGUUUCUUCUAAGGUUUUGCUUGAUGUCCAGCCUUCGAUGGAUGCUGCUGAAUAUGCUGAAUGUGAAUCUGUCAUAAAAGAUUUUCCUCCCUUUCAGGAGGCUAUGAAAAAGAGAGGUAUUGUGGAUAUGGAUCUUGUCAUGGUUGAUGCCUGGUGUGUUGGCUAUCACAGUGACGCUGAUGCGCCUAAUCGCAGACUUGCAAAGCCUCUUAUUUUCUGUCGAACGGAAAGUGAUUGCCCAAUGGAAAAUGGUUAUGCCCGUCCCGUUGAAGGGAUUUAUAUCCUGGUAGAUAUGCAACAUAUGGUUGUUUUGGAAUUUGAAGACCGUAAAUUCAUUCCCCUACCCCCUGUUGAUCCAUUGAGAAACUAUACAUCUGGUGGUACAAGAGGAGGUGUUGAUCGAAGUGAUGUGAAACCUCUGCAUAUUAUUCAACCUGAAGGUCCUAGCUUCCGUGUUGAUGGACACUUUGUUCAAUGGCAGAAGUGGAGCUUUCGCAUUGGCUUCACCCCCAAGGAAGGUUUGGUUAUAUACUCUGUUGGUUAUGUUGAUGGUAGCAGAGGCCGUAGACCCGUGGCUCAUAGACUAAGCUUUGCUGAGAUGGUAGUCCCGUAUGGUGAUCCAAACGAUCCUCACUACAGGAAAAAUGCAUUUGAUGCUGGUGAAGAUGGGCUAGGUAAAAAUGCUCACUCACUAAAGAAGGGCUGUGAUUGUUUAGGCUGCAUAAAGUAUUUCGAUGCACACUUCACAAAUUUCACAGGAGGGGUUGAAACAAUUGAAAACUGUGUAUGCUUGCACGAGGAGGAUCAUGGAAUCUUAUGGAAACAUCAAGAUUGGAGAACAGGUUUAGCUGAAGUAAGGCGUUCACGACGAUUGACAGUUUCUUUCAUGUGUACUGUGGCAAACUAUGAAUAUGGUUUUUUCUGGCAUUUCUAUCAGGAUGGGAAAAUCCAAGCAGAGGUUAAGCUUACUGGAAUUCUUAGUCUAGGAGCUUUACAACCCGGGGAACAACGCAAAUAUGGGACAACCAUUGCCCCUGGCCUAUAUGCACCUGUGCAUCAACACUUCUUUGUGGCUCGUUUGAACAUGUCUGUUGACUGCAAUCCAGGAGAAGCCUAUAAUCAGGUUGUUGAAGUAAAUGUUAAAGUCGAAGAGCAAGGUGAAUGUAAUGUCCAUAACAAUGCAUUUUUUGCUGAGGAGAGAUUACUCAAAACUGAACUGGAAGCUAUGCGUGACUGUAAUCCUUCGUCUGCUCGACAUUGGAUUAUAAAGAACACAAGAACAGUGAACCGUACAGGGGAGUUGACAGGCUACAAGCUGGUGCCUGGGUCAAACUGUUUGCCAUUAGCCGGUCAUAAGGCCAAAUUUCUAAGAAGGGCUGCUUUUCUAAAACAUAACCUUUGGGUCACCCCAUAUAGUCCUGAUGAGAUGUUUCCAGGUGGAGAAUUUCCUAAUCAAAACCCGCGAGUUGGAGAAGGACUGGCCACAUGGGUUAAAUUGAACCGUUCCCUAGAAGACAGCGACAUUGUUCUCUGGUAUGUUUUUGGGGUGACACAUGUCCCACGGUUGGAAGACUGGCCAGUAAUGCCCGUGGAACACACUGGUUUCAUGCUCAUGCCCCAUGGAUUCUUUAAUUGCUCACCGGCUGUGGAUGUGCCUCCUAGCUUAUUGGUUGAAUCACAUACCAAGGAAAAUGGAGCCAUGGCAAAAGCAUGUCACUCUGGUUUGAAUGCUAAGCUUUAAGGGGACAAAGCUUUUCUUCAAGGGGAUAAAGUUCAUGUUAAUAGAUUGUUGCUUACUGAAACUACUGCCAUUGUGGUUUUCUUUUUACAACUUUUGAACAUAAGGGGCUAAGGACAUUUCUAAUAUAUCGUUUUGUGCCACAUUUUUUUAAUGAAGU
Messenger RNA from Cuscuta epithymum, 2824 nucleotides. Lineage: Eukaryota; Viridiplantae; Streptophyta; Magnoliopsida; Solanales; Convolvulaceae. The record is from the annotation of a GenBank genome assembly.